CGGAUGUAAAAGAGGCAGAGAUAAGAAUUGUAACCGCAUUCCAUUACACUGUUGUGUUCUAGUUUGACAUAAACAUGGAUGCUUUACGUCGUGCGAUGAAGAAGAGCCCCAAUGUGUUGCGGGACGGCUUUGGGAAGUCCCGACACAAGAAGCUACCAGAGGGUUACAAUGAGAAUAAAGAGGCUGUAAAAGAUGGCCUGACAUUCUAUAUGAAGUACCUGGGCUCUACUCUGGUGGAGGAGGCAGAUGAUGGUGAAAGCUAUGGUGAUGGGGCCAGCACUAAGGCUGUACAGAAUAUUGUCACAAUGGCUAAAGCGUUGGGGAAAAAGCUGAAGAAAGUUGCACUGACAGCAUCGCCUACUGGUAUCCAAGUUGUGGAUAUGCUUUCCAAGGAUGUUCUCCAAGAAACCUCAAUAUACAGAAUAUCGUUUUGCUCAGCUGACAAAAACCAUGAUAAAGUGUUUGCCUAUAUGGCUAGAACAACAGUGAAUGAAACAAUGGAAUGUCAUGCCUACUUGUGUCCGAAGAAGAAACUAGCACAAGCUGUAACAUUGACAGUGUCUAAAGCCUUUGAACUUGCCCAUGAUAGUGACAGAAAUUGGGAAAAUGAGAAAGCAACAAAAACUACCAUGAAUGAACAGUCCAAACACAACAAUAGCACCUCCAGAAUCUGUGAUCCAAGCAUACAUGAAACCUCAGCAAAGUCCAUGUCUACAUCAACUCACUCUACAGAUUCUUCAGAAAUUACUAUUCCAAAAUUAAGGAGUCCUGGCUCUAAAUCUGUAGAAUCUUCCAACACCUCUGAUAGUGGUGAAUGGCAACAAUUUGAUGAUGAUGAUGCUGCUGCUGAAGACUUGGAUGAUGAUUUCUCCAGACUGGCAGAGAACCGUGUGAGGCCUGUACCUUCAUUUAGAACUAACCUUUGUCAGGAUGAUCUCGACGAGAGUUUGACACAGUAUUUUGACAGUAAUAGGUGUUUAGAGGAAUUCUCCAGGACUAAAUCUAUGGAGGACCUCCUUUGCUUAUGAGGGAGUGUUACCUGUAUAGUAGUUAUCUUCAAAUGUAUUGAUCACCAGGAACUCUAAAGAGUCGAUCAGCUCUGUUAGAAGGUUCACCUUCAAAAGAGCUGUAACAGCAACGUUGUGCUCCUGCAGAUUUUGUGUACAACACCUUCACAUUUUCCACAUUCAUCAUCAGAUAUCAUUUUUCUUGCUUUGUGUUACAAAGAUGCCAUAUUUGCACUAGAUCGUAACAUCUACUCAUCAUGAAAAUAACAAAACCAGUGAUGCACCAAAUGUAUGUGGAUGAAAAUAGCCACCUAGGACUACAAAGGUCUUCCUCAAUUUUGAGAUUAAAGAUAUUAGAGCAGUUGAUUAUUUUUAGAUGCAUUUCAUGGAGUACAGGAUGGCAUCUUGUGAUUGAAGACAAGAAGGCAUCUUUGCUGUAUGUAUGAGGUAUUUGUAUAUUGCCAGUGUUUUCUGAGGGACUUAGGAUGUAAUGCAAUGAUCAUCUUAAUUUUCUUCCAUAUUCCACAUCUGGAAUUGUGUAAUUUAUGUCUCUUUUCCUUAGUUUUGAUGUUUGGCAUUUGUGUUGACUAACAAAGUUUAAAGGAGAUGAAAGUGCUAGUUAUAUGUUUCUUUGCCUUUAAAUUGUUUUUGGAAUUUAUGCAAAGGUUAGGGACCUGAAAAAUGUAAAUGAAUGGUAUCAAAGUUUACAUUUUGAAAUUUUACAGAAGUUAUAUACUUCAGAAUUAUAAUGGGAAUUUCCUCACUAAAGAUUGUCUCCUUAAUUCCAAUAAGAUUUCAGGGGAAAAAAAUUUAAAGCAAUACAUUAAAGAAUGUUUGUCACAUUGAGACCAGUCAGUAUAACGCUGUACAGUAACAGUAUUUUGCAAGAAAUGAUAGGUAUAUGUCUCCAUUAGAUAGAAUUAGAUAGAAAUGGAUUGCAGGGUAGACUCUGUCAUUACAAAGGACAGAGUUCCAGUGAAAUUAAAAAAUAAUUGAAUGAUGUUGACACAACAUUAGUCUUCAAUACUAUUGGCGUGUGUUUACACAUCAACUGCUGAAUUUCGUAUCGAACAUGUUUUUGGUGAUAUUAUUUUGUGCUGUAUUAGUGGUUAUGUGGUGUAUGAUGUAUGCUUGUUAUAUUGUGCUGAGUGUGAAUGUUAUUAUAUGUCAUGUAUAUACCUAAAUCACAACAGAUUUUGUUUAAGGAAAAACUGAUCUGGGAGGUAAUGUGUAUAAUCUCUAGUAUUGACAGUGAAAAUGUCAACAUAUGUUUCCACAAUUAGAGGAGUUUGUUUCCUUUUAACUUUUUAACUUUUAAGUGAUCUCUACAUGUCUAAAAUAAGACAAAUAAUCUUGUUUAACACACCCAAAUGUAUUUACCAGAGAAGUGCUUUUCAGCUUGAUAAUUUCGUAAUCACUAUAUGUAUGAUAAAUGGUUACCUGCUAUUUUUAUGAAGUCAUUAUCAAACUAUUAUCUUUUCAUUCUCUUAGAUAAAGUAAAUCUAAUGAAAUCCAUUUACUGGUAGUAGGUACCUGUUGACAUUGAAUACGUUGACAAAAUUUAAAUAAAAAAGUCUACAAUUACCUAUUUCUUGUAAAAUGUAUAUUAAACCCAUGUCUGUAUUACAUUAACUUAAGCAAAGAAAUCAAAUGCGUGUUCCCUAGUCUUAACUUGAACCUUAGUUCACUCUAUAAUAAUUUAACUUGUAGUAUGUAACCCUAAACCUAAUCUUUAACUUGUAUCAUUAAAUUGACUAUCAAACAGUCUUAGUUACUAAAAUGCCAUGCAUUGGUGUUGCUUCACGUUUUUUUUAUAUCUUGGUAAUGGUAGAAAUGAGAUCUGUUGUAUCAUACGGACACCUGUCUUUGUUAUACAGAAAAUGUACUGGUUAGGGUUUUAAUGAAAUAGGAUAAUAUAACAACCCUGAUAUUUUUCUUGCUGUUUAGUGUUAGUAUGAAAUGUAAACUAUCUAUUUGGACACCAGAAAAAGCAGGUAUUAUUAUUAUUAUGUAAUAUUAUAAAGAUAUCGAUGUCACAAACAGUGGAUCACCAAUCUAUCAGUGUCUGACUUACUCGGAAGUAUGUAAUAUUUAGUAUACUUUUUUUAUAUGUUAAGAAUGUGGAUGUCCAUAAUUGUCGGCCUUAUCUGUCCUGUUAGUCCUGUUCAAUCGUUUCACAACCCGUCCUGAAUCAAUUUCAUCAUUCUGGGGGCAUUGGCUAUAAUGUUUUAGAUCAAAGUUGAUAUAAAGAUGGAGAAUUUAGAUGAUAAAGAGUGAAUAGAUCAAAUACAAUUAGAAGAUCAUUAAUUAAAAUGUGAUGAUACAUUUCAUGUAAAGUACAAUAUUUAGCAUUAAAUUUUAAAGUUUAAUAAACAUGAUCAAUAAAGAAUGUUGCAAUCCUGUUAAUGCUUUAUAUCCAAGAUUUUAGGGAAAAACAAUUAUGGUAAGAACAUUGAAGUAAUAACUGUGAUGUAUGUAGGGUGACAGUAUAAUCUAUUUAUUAUUAUGUUGUUGAUCCUGGUCUGUUUGUUGUACUGUAUGUGUAUACAGAGUUCAGAUGUUUAAUAUAAAUGUUGAUGAUUGUACAAGCUGAAUAUUACUCUAUAGGUGAUAUGUAUUAGUACAUACUUCACACCGUGAAAUUAUUUCUUGUUGUAUAAAUAAACAGUUUCCUUCAACCUAAAGAAAUGCUCAACAUCAAGCCUUUAGACUUCAACAUUUUAGGAGUAUAAUGGUGUUGUGUGUAAUGCCAUGUUAUUCAACAUUGUAUGCAUCAUCUUCAGGAUAAGAUGUAUAGAUAUAGAGAGGAGCAAUUUCUCAAGAAAUAGUGUCACUAGCUAUAUUAUGUUUUGUUCAACUCUAACCAAGUCAUCAAGACAGUUUACAUAAGGAAUCUGAACGCUCUUUGGUACCUCUGCUGGUGUCAAAUUCAUAAUUCUCUUGAAUAGAUUUAAAAGAUGUUGGAGGGUCAGUGUCAGUUGAUGUGUCAGUAUGUUUAGUAGACUUUGUACAAUUUCUCAUCAAUUCCUUCAGUAAAAAGAGGUGUACUUGUCCAUAUUUGUUAUGGUUUCUGAUUAUUUUCACCAUUACCAUCAACAGAUCAUAUACCGUCUAGGUUUGGACAGUGUCAGCUGAUGUGGUUUGAAGUGCAGUAGACUUGACUUAUUGACCAUCAUUUGAGAAAUAAUGAUGUAUUGUAAGAAUUUCACGUUAUGUGAUUCAUUGUCUGAUAGUUUUUCAGUUUCCUUUGCUUUAAGUACAACUGGUUGAUGAAAUGCUCAAUUUCCUGUUAACUAUGCAUAAGUAUUGCUAUCUUGUGUUAUAGAGCACUGAUAUCGAGUGUAUAAAAAUAUGUGGUAAACAUACUUUACUGGUAAAUCAGUGGUACCUAUCCUGUUUUUGUGUAGAUCUGGUGCCAUGUGUUCAUGGCUUUUGGACCCCUCAUACAGAUAUGAAUGAUUCUUUGUUGUGUUGUACUGGAGGACUUAUCUAAGCAUAUGCACAGCUAGCUUCAUAUAAAUGGCAGUUUAACAUAAAAGAUAUAGAUGGAGACAGUGUUUCCUCUUUUAGGCCCAGUUCUCCCUUCAGACUGUACUAUUUCUGCUAUUUUACUUGAAACCAAAUCUUUCUUCAUGCAGAACUGGUUUCUCCACAGCUUAUAACUUGAUUAUCAUGAUUAAGGUAAAUUAUUUUUUUCAUACAUAAUGUUUUUUCUCGAGGUAUGCUGUCUAUGUAUAAAUGAACUGAGUUAUGAUUUGAACAUCCAAAUUGAUGGGUGUCCAAUGGUUUGAUGAAAAUUCACCAGUAAAUUAUAGACUACGAUUUAUACUUUACUUAUGGUGCAUAACUUUCUGAAUAUAGGAAACCAAUUAAUAGAAACAUUCUAUCUCAUUUCAAGGACAAUGAUCAAAUAAUACUUUACUUAAGUUAGAUCUCCAGAGUUUUGUGAGAAAUGACUAAGAAGUGGAGUUAGAUCUCAAGGGUCGUCUGAACUGUAAAAAGACUGAAGUUACAUGUAGAGAAGCAGUUUGUAUAUGUUGUGCUUUAACAGUCCCCAGUACCAGUAUUGUUAUACCUGUACAACAGAAAACUUUUAGAACAUUAAGAUAAACACUUUGUUUACUGUGUGUAUUGAUUUCCAUAUAGUUGGGAUUCCAUUUGUAGUAGUCAUAAUUUUGUUGCAAUAUCUGUGCUAUUAUUAUUUUUCACUGUUAUAAUAAUUUGCAUUCUUAAACAUGCAUUUUUUGAUAAUAAACUGUUGACUUAUUAA
Molecule: messenger RNA, 5277 nt
Organism: Ylistrum balloti
Lineage: Eukaryota; Metazoa; Mollusca; Bivalvia; Pectinida; Pectinidae
Product: low density lipoprotein receptor adapter protein 1-like
Exons: 9
Coding region: 75-1028 (317 amino acids)
Source: RefSeq, a predicted model, not a curated record